UGUGUACUUAAACACAUCUGUAGGCUGUUAUCUUCCUCUCUCAUCAGUGUUCUAUACGUGCUGAGAGAGUUUCUGUCUUCUGCUGACCCACAGCAGAUUUUGAGGGUGUGAUUUAUAAGUUCUACUAAGAUUCUUUUCAUCGUUCAUUUAUGGUAUGGAGUUGGUUGAACAGAAGCCUGGAUCAUAACUCAGGAUUAUAUUUACAAUGCCUGGAGGUCACAUUAUCACUUUGAUGCUUCUAAUUUGGUCAUUUGUUGGUGGAGGGAUUUGUGAGCGUAAUGUGGAGGGUGUGUUACACGGUCGAGUGGAGCUCCACGCAUGCCAUAGACCCCAACAAACUGUGAAAAGAGUGGAAUGGAUUAAAUAUAAAAGUUCAACACAAACACGUCUGUUAUAUACAUUUGAACAGUCAAGUGACACUUCAUGCUUCUUCAACUCUUCCCAAAAUAUUCAGUUUAUUAAAGAGAAUAGGAGUCUUAUUUUUGUUAAUCUGACAAAAGAAGAUGAAGGUGUUUAUCAGAAUAAAUUAUUGUUUAAUAAUGGUUCGACAGAGCCAUGUAACAUCACUUUAUCUGUACUAUCUCCUGCGACUGCAUUAAGGAUAUCUGUGUCCAGUUCUAACUGCACUCUGACCCUGAGGUGUGAGGUGAGAGGACAGUUUCUGAACCUGCGCUGGUUUUGGAACGGCCUCCUGCUGCCAGAUGACCAGAGAAUCAGCAUCAGUGAGAGGAACCUGACUGUGCAUGUGUCUAACCUGAACCACUCAGACUCGGGCACGUACACCUGUCGGGUUUCAAAUAAAGCUGGGACGUCAGAGGCACAUGUGAACAUCACAGAAAACACUACAAUUUGUCAGGACAAUGUAAAAAAAGAAGAAAAAGAAGAAGUAAACGAAGAAAAACAACAACGACAAGAGUUCCUGAUCUUUGCUGGACUUGGAGUUGCAGUUAUUUCCACCUUGCUUGUGUGCAUCAUUUUAAUUUGCAUCUGCAGAAAAUGUUUCUGUAGAAGAGAUUCACCUAACAGAAGAAAAGGUCAUAGAAAAACAAAUGAUAUUGCCAUGGAAGAGCCAGUAUAUGAUGAGCCCAACUGUCCACAAGAACAAGUACAAGAAACUUCAUUUGAUGAAGAACCUGAUGCUCCGAUAGUGAACACUCUGCCAUAUGUCUACACGGACUUCAUAAAGCCAAAAGCUAAGCUAACCGAAAAGCAACAGGAUGAAGAGGCUGGCUACUCCACCAUUGCAGAAAUGCAAGCAAACAAGAAGCCCCUUCAAAACCACACAGGAGUCAAUAAAGCAGCGGCUCUGACAGAAUGCAUGCUAACAGUAGUUAGUGACUAAACUACAGUAUUUAGGUUUACUGUAAACUGGUGCAACACCAGGAUAAUUCAUUAGAAGUUUUGCAGAAGUGUGGUGCCAUCCUUUCCUUUUAAGUGUAUUCAAUGAAUAUUGUUUGAGGAAGUUGGUUUUGUGUUUCUCAUUCAGUGUUUUUUCAGUCCUGGCCAAGAAGCCCUGAUCCUGUGAAGUUUAAGUUUACACAGAAUUAUCUUAAAAUUAUAUCUAUACUAUAUCUAUAUUACCUAACUUUGUGGGUUGUGAGUUCAUAACCCGAGUUCAGCAAGUUCCCACUGUUAAACCCUUAACCCUUUGUGCUCCAAGGGUGUUGCAGCAACGGCUGCCUUACCCUGCACUGGGCAUGUGUGCACUUUUUUCAUUGUAACUAAUGUUUCUGCUUGUUAACUUAAUACAAAAUGCUGUGAUUUUGUACAAGUUGU
Messenger RNA from Astyanax mexicanus (Mexican tetra), 1776 nucleotides. RefSeq names its product carcinoembryonic antigen-related cell adhesion molecule 1-like. Bases 206 to 1342 code for a protein of 378 amino acids. Lineage: Eukaryota; Metazoa; Chordata; Actinopteri; Characiformes; Acestrorhamphidae. The record is from RefSeq and is a predicted model, not a curated record. The transcript is spliced from 8 exons.